GUUCUUGGCUAAACUACAGGAAUCCGAAAUUUUAAGAGUAAAAAAAAGUAGAUUUUUCACCGAUUUGCGACUGCCUGCUUCAAUGUCUGUGAUGUCUAUUUUCAAUUAAUUAUCCACUGAAGAAGCUAAUGAUGUUAUGUUAUUCAAUCGGUUAAUAAUAAAUAUAGCACAGUAUUUUACUCAGUUUUGUGAUCAAGAGGAUAUAAUCUACGUAACAGACGUUAACGGAAUCACAAAAUAUUGAUUGUUGCCUAUCCAAUGAGAUGACAAAUUAAUAUGAUGUCAAGUGUGUUUUAAUUUAUCAAUAAAAGCUUGCUCUUAAAACUAAACAGUCAUAAAAACAAACGGAAUGAAUUUGGAUAACUCUUCAAGAGAAAAUUCCGAAGCACUCGAUUCCAUCGGUACAGUGAGCCCUCGGGAGAAGUGUCACGGCAUGAGGGAGAAAAAGUUAUCGACGGCGUCACUCACGAACACCGAGGGGGCGCGGCCGAAGGUGGUGACUGUGAAGCAUCCAGAGUCCAACAAACCCAAACCCACCGCCAAGAAGAACAAGCCCAUCCAAGCCGAUCUCGAUGUUAUCAAAGAGUUCAUGCGUUGCCGUGAAGAGGGGGUGCGCAGACUCGAUCUCAGUAAGUCGUCUAUCACAUCUCUGCCCCCAAAUGUCCGCGACCUGACUCACCUGGUUGAGUUCUACUUAUAUGGAAAUAAGCUGGUAGCACUACCAUCGGAGUUUGGAUGUUUAACAAACCUUCAAACACUAGCAUUAAAUGAAAACUCACUGACUAGCCUGCCAGAUUCCCUCGCAAAUUUACGAUGUUUAAAGGUUUUAGACUUACGUCACAACAAACUCAGUGACAUACCUGAAGUUGUGUAUAAACUUACUUCACUUACUACAUUGUUCUUACGUUUUAAUAGAAUCAGAGUGGUUUGUGAUGGCAUAGCCAACCUAACAAAUCUUACCAUGUUGAGUUUAAGAGAAAAUAAAAUUAAGGAGCUGAGUUCUGGUGUUGGAAAGCUUGUUAAUCUGGUCACAUUUGAUGUUUCCCACAAUCAUCUGGAGCACCUGCCCCAGGAAAUUGGGAAUUGUGUAAACUUGUCUACUCUAGACCUACAGCACAAUGAUCUCCUAGAUAUACCAGAAACUAUUGGGAACCUCCAGGCCCUGACACGCUUGGGCUUGCGAUACAACAGGUUAACAGCCAUACCUUCCACUCUGAGCAAUUGUAAACAUAUGGAUGAAUUUAAUGUAGAAGGUAAUUCCAUAUCUCAACUCCCUGAAGGUCUGCUUUCCUGCCUCAAUGAACUCACCAGUAUCACAUUAUCCCGUAACUGUUUUGCUAGUUACCCUGCAGGAGGACCUGCACAGUUCACUAAUGCUUUCUCUAUUAACUUGGAACACAACCAAAUUGAUAAAAUCCCAUAUGGUAUAUUCACAAGGGCUAAGAAUUUAACAAAGUUGAAUAUGAAAGAAAAUUUAUUGACUUCGCUGCCACUGGAUGUUGGCACAUGGGCCAAUAUGGUGGAGCUCAACCUGGGCACUAAUCAGUUAACAAAGUUACCUGAUGACAUACAAUGUCUUCAGAACUUGGAAGUGCUCAUACUCUCUAAUAAUUUGUUAAAAAGAAUUCCCCCUAGCAUUGGGAGUCUUAGAAAGUUGCGGGUUUUAGAUUUGGAGGAGAAUAAGCUUGAAGUGUUGCCAAAUGAAAUAGGAUUUCUCCAGGAUUUGCAAAAAUUAAUAGUACAGUCUAAUCAAUUGACAACCCUGCCUCGUUCACUUGGGCAUUUGACUAACCUGACCUCACUGAGUGUGGGUGAGAAUAAUUUGCAGUAUUUACCAGAAGAAAUUGGCACUCUUGAGAACCUAGAGUCACUAUAUUUAAAUGACAAUCCUAAUUUAUGCAAUCUGCCAUUUGAACUGGCUCUAUGUGUCAGUCUGCAAAUCAUGAGUAUUGAGAAUUGUCCAUUAACUGCCUUGCCCCCUGAGGUGGUGUCCUCUGGCCCGUCCCUUGUCAUCCAGUAUUUGAAGUCCCAGGGCCCAUAUAGGGCGAUGUGAUAUCAAGAUGAUUGUUUACCAUCCAGUGAAGGCACUUAAGCUUCACUUGUAUUCAAGGGGUAAACUUCAAAGCAAGUUCCAAGUUAAAAUGUAUACUCAAAAAUCAAAAUCCCUUUUAUGGUUUCAAGAACAUGUUUUAUUGGAAACAGCAAAAUUAUUAUGUAGUAUUAACUGUUAGGAAUUUUCUAAUAACAAUAGGUAGACGGAAAUCAAAUUUUAUAUAAAUUAAGUUACAUUUCCUUGAUUUAAAUAUUUCCUGUAUGAACUAUAUAAUAUGACUAAAUUGUUUCGAGCUUCCUUGAUAAUAACAUUAAUAACAAAUAGUUAUGUUAAGCAUUAGUUCUUCCCAAGUUACUGUUUAUUAUUUUAAUAUGUGUAUUGAAGAUACAGAUGUGUUAAAUCAUUUUAAAUGAAGUUAAUGUAUAUAUUUAUCAACUUAUUAUUUAUAAUGAUAAAUUAAAUGUUAUCACGGCAAACAAUAAAAUAUUUAUAUAGUAUAUCUUUUACAUAAGAUAUUUAAUUUACAAUUACAUAAUUGUAAUUGAAUAUAUUUAAGCACAAUUAUUAUUUUCAUACAAUUUAUUUCAACAUGUGCAAAAAUAUUUUUAUCUUUUUCUACAGUGCUAUAAACUUUUUGAGUACCUAUGUGAAGUUUUGAAGCUUUUUAAGCUCAUGAAAGUAUGCUAAUAAUGUGAUGAGUCAUGCAUAAUUGUGAAGUUCUUAUUGAUCUUCCCUUAGUAAUAUGUUGUAACCAGUUGGAUCUCAACUCUUUGUCAUGUGUAGCAUAAGUUUGUGAAAAUCAUUUUGUUUACUGAUAUGAUGAUAAGUACAUAUUAAGUGUCAUAGUAGAACUUGCUCAUCUUUGAUGUUAUUUGGAUAGUACUAUCUAUAUUCUACAGCAUUUGAAUUAGUUUAAGAUCCCUUGUAUGAUGAUGGUAGAUGGCAGGAAAUGAGCUUAAAUGUUUAUUUAAAUACAUAUAUACAGUAAGUUAGUUGAGGUAUUUAUUAAUUUUUGUCACAAUUUAUUUGCUGUGAAGUUGUGUACUAUCAUAAAUGUUGAUAGGUGUACUGUCCUAUUUUAUUGCAUUUAUUUUCGUAUUCAUUAUAGUAAAAGUAAAUACUACUUUGAUAUAGAUGUGUAUAUGACAUUGAUAUUUUGUUAAGAAUAAACCUAAUUGUUAGAUGGGAUAUGAUCUAUUCUCACAUCACAAGUUUUAUUACACCGUUUUAUUUGCUUUACUGGCUCUCUUGUCUAGAGCAUAAAUACGCACAUUUUAUAGUAAGACUUGUAAUAUCAAUUACUUAUAGUUGUGCAUUUGAUUGAUCACACCUUGCUUUAAUUUUAAAUAAUUUACUGUGUUAGAUAUGAUAUGAUAUAAUUUUUAUACUAGUCAUUGAGUUUUUGGUCUACAAAGAAUACAAAAUUUAUUGAUUAUUGAAACUAUAGGUAAUGUUCGUAUAUAACAAUAUGAAAAGCAUUUAUGUGUACUGUACAGUCAGCUGCAGAAUAGAGUACAAUCUGACUUAUUGGCUCUAGCUGCAGUUCUGCAUAGUUCAAGUACCUUAUUCCCUGGCAAUAAGAUUGAAAUUGUUAUGUCGUUGACGGUACUAAAUACAUGUUGUAGACGCUAACGGGGUGUUUUUACUUUAAUUAGGCGAUAGACAACCUUAGGUACCGGCCACAUCAGAGCGUCGCGUGUCUCGGGGCGCGCAACGGACGUCCGCGCCACGCCACCUGA
Leguminivora glycinivorella is the source of this 3792-nucleotide messenger RNA. It is a transcript of the gene Sur-8, whose product is annotated as leucine-rich repeat protein soc-2 homolog. The record is from RefSeq and is a predicted model, not a curated record. The transcript has a single exon. The coding region runs from base 350 to 2053 and encodes 567 amino acids. Lineage: Eukaryota; Metazoa; Arthropoda; Insecta; Lepidoptera; Tortricidae. Gene Ontology annotation, molecular function: protein binding.